AUGCUCUGGUCUUGGCGCGAUGACGCCUCCAAAAGCGGGAAAUGGAUCAGCGUCGUAACCGCGCGCCAUCGUCUCGUCAAAAUUCUUGGCGUUUUCAUCUGUUUCAUCUGCGCCCUCACGCUUUGGGAAUUCUGGGCAGAUCUCUCUGUCGCCUACAAAAGAGUCUCCUCACCAAGCCUCACCCAAACUGACCAAACUCAAUCCGACUCGUCAACCCCCAUCUCUACGAGCGGGCCUCAAUUCACUGGACCGACUGAGCAGACCACGAAAUUCUGGGAGAACCUUGUUACUGAAUUUUACGCAGCGGAACCUGACGGUGAUAAGAUCAAACCGCCUAAUUCUCUAUCGCGCGACAAGUUUGAUCCUUAUGGCUCAAAGGCGCAGAUACACACGGAUUGGCUAGAGGUAUCUGAUGAGGAAGUCGAAUCAUUGAAAGAGAACCAUGCAAAGUUUGUGCAAAGUCUCCGACACCUGGCUCCCCAAGUACCAUUCAAACGCAACACCAAGGGCAUCGUCAUCACUGCCAAAGGAUCAGCAGUUGGUGUAGCAGCGACUGCCGUACGGAUGCUACGACACGUUGGGUCACGUUUACCCGUUCAGCUCUUUCUCGACUCGGCAAACGAAGCUGAGCAUGAACAGUGCAACAACACACUUUCCAGUCUGCAAGUGCAAUGCUUGAAUAUGGACGAUUUCCUCAAGUUGCCUAAUACGGCAACAAUUCAGCAACCAAAGGUUGAAAAGUACCAGUACAAACCUUUGUCAAUUCUCUUCUCCAGCUUUCAGGACAUCUUGUUCCUCGAUUCCGACGCCUUUCCUAUUCGAAACCCAGACCACCUCCUUACCGUGGAACCGUAUAAAAGUCGCGGACUUGUGACCUGGCCCGACUUUUGGCUGCCAACUAUAUCGCCUCUCUUCUACAACAUCGCCGGAGCCAAAGCACCCAACGUUACUAUCGACUCUAGAAGUUCAGAAUCCGGAGUUAUGCUAUACAACAAAGCGAGGCAUGCUGACAGUCUCUUACUCGCAGCAUACUACAACUUUUACGGCCCAAGGUUUUACUACCAACUUCAUUCACAGGGUGCUUGGGGAUCAGGCGACAAGGAGACUUUCAUGCAGAGCGCAUUGGUUCUAGGCAACCCCUAUUGGCAGGUCACUAGGCCAGCUACGCUGAUUACCGAUGAGAAAAUCAACUGGGGAAGCGGUAUCUGGCAGGCUGACCCUGAACAAGACUGGAAGCUGCAAACACAACAAGGACGAAACCAAACGGCCGUAUCUACACGGAAGCGAAAGACGAGGAUAACUGAGGACGAAGUAAACAUUACGAGUACAAUGUUUGCACACCUCAACAGAGUCAAAUUCGAUACUAGGCAUCCAAGUCAGGUACUGGAAGACCUAGUACCUGAGCGUCCUGACGGAACUCGUUCGCGACUCUGGGGAGACGAUGUGGAUAAGAUCAAAGACGUUGCUGGAUACGAUCUUGAAAAGGCGAUAUGGGAGGAGGCCAUCAAGGCUAAUUGUGACCGAGAGUUGAUGGAGGAAUGUGACAAGAUACGAAAGUAUUACGAGGCAACGUUUUAG
Messenger RNA from Fusarium subglutinans, 1578 nucleotides. Its product is annotated as MNN2-type II membrane. Bases 1 to 1578 code for a protein of 525 amino acids. Gene Ontology annotation, biological process: mannan biosynthetic process. NCBI's taxonomy places the organism in Eukaryota, Fungi, Ascomycota, Sordariomycetes, Hypocreales, Nectriaceae. Gene Ontology annotation, cellular component: Golgi apparatus. The record is from RefSeq and is a predicted model, not a curated record. The transcript has a single exon. Gene Ontology annotation, molecular function: alpha-1,2-mannosyltransferase activity.